Messenger RNA from Penicillium atrosanguineum, 1950 nucleotides. RefSeq lists its product as uncharacterized. The transcript has 7 exons. The record is from RefSeq and is a predicted model, not a curated record. NCBI's taxonomy places the organism in Eukaryota, Fungi, Ascomycota, Eurotiomycetes, Eurotiales, Aspergillaceae. The coding region runs from base 1 to 1950 and encodes 649 amino acids. Gene Ontology annotation, molecular function: oxidoreductase activity; copper ion binding.
AUGGAGCAGCCUUCCAGUCGCCAAAGAAAGCUCAUUCCCGGAGAUGAAUCUAGCGAGCCUAAAUUCCGCCAGCAGAGAUGGUCCGCUAAGACCAUUAAAUCAUACUGCAUUGCACUAUUUCCAGUGAUUACAUGUCUAUUCGUUCUGGUCGUGUUCUGGUCUCAGUGGAGCACACCUGAUCUACUCAAGACAAUAAUCCCGGUGAAUAUUUCAAAUAUUCAUCACGAGGCUGAUCCCCCUUCCGCGGGAGCCACUCCUCGAAGGAUCGAGCUUCAUGCGGAGGACCAUGCCUAUCGAGACCCAGAGACCCAGCACCAUGACUGGAUCCUAAGCUCGGAGACUGUCAGGCCAGAUGGGGUACUCAAGAGAGUGCAUCUGAUUAAUGGUCUCUUCCCGGGACCAACUAUCGAAGCGCGUCCGGGUGACACUUUGAUCAUCAAUGUUACGAAUAACAUUCAAGAACCCCUUUCAAUUCACUGGCACGGGUUACAUAUUGAUAGUAUCUAUGCACUCUCUUUUCUCAAAUUGACCUAUUAUGCAGACCAAAUGGAUGGCGUCGUUGGAGUUACACAAUGUGGUAUUCCACACGGCACAUCCUACAUCUACAACAUCACGAUCCCUGCCCAUCAGUACGGGACCUUUUGGUACCAUGCUCACUCUGGCUUCGCCAGAGCCGAUGGGCUAUACGGAGGAUUGGUUGUCCACGAACCAGCGUCUCAGUCGACAGUUCGUGGCUUGCUCGCAAAUUCUGCUCCAUACAGUAAGGAGUUCUUGCUGUUGAUCGGGGACUGGUAUCAUCGGCCGGCCGUUGAAGUCAUGUCAUGGUACAUGCGCGCAGGGUCUUUUGGCAAUGAUCCGGUUCCUGACUCAUUAUUAAUUAAUGGAAUUGGCCAUUAUAACUGCUCCAUGGCUGUCCCUGCCCGACCAGUGGAUUGCAUUGAUCAAUCUUCCAACUUGACAUAUCUCUAUUCGAAUGUCAACACAGUAUAUCGCCUACGUGUGGUCAACACAGGAUCCCUCGUUGGACUUACCAUCACCUCGCCAACAGAAUCCCUUUCUAUCAUCGAGGUGGACAGCAUAAAGGUUGCCGAGAGACCGGAGACAAAUUCAAUUGGAAUUCUAUACCCAGGUCAGCGCAUGGAUCUCCUCAUGCGCCUGUCGAGCGAACGAAAAACGACCACUUUGACAGUUGAGAUGGAUCCAGAAUGCAUGAAAUACCCCAAUCCGGCACUCACGCCCAAUCAAACCUUUCUUAUCAACCCCGAGUAUGCCCCAGAUGCGCAAUCUCCUACACCCGAUGAAAACAAAAAGUCAAAUCUCGAUAUACAACAUGUCCCCUCUCCAGCCCACAUCUUAUCUUCGCUCCCAUAUCACGCAAAUACUACCGAAAUCGUUUAUGUCAAGACACAGAAAUUCUCCAUCAACCAUAACGUGCCGUAUGGUUACUUCAACCACACCUCCUGGGCGCCUCAGCAAAACCCCCCUGUCCCACUGAAUGGACUCCCACGAGAGAAAUGGGAUAAAAAACAACUUGCGUUGGCCGUAGGGGACUCCGACCCCGAAUCAGAGCCUAUAUGGGUCGACUUGGUUGUAAACAAUUUGGAUGACACUGGUCAUCCUUUCCAUUUGCAUGGUCACCAUUUCUACGUCCUUACUGUGUAUAAGGGCGCAAUUGGCUGGGGCUCCUACAACCCCUUCUCCGACUCAUUUCCGCCUGGCUCUGACCCAGAUGCCUAUCCUGACACUGAUGGAUUAAACUUGUCACUUGCAAUGUUACGGGAUAACGUCUAUAUCCCCAGUAGGGCAUAUGCGAUUCUGAGGUUCCGGGCUGACAAUCCGGGAGCGUGGCUGUUCCACUGCCAUGUCUUGUGGCAUCUGUCUAGUGGAAUGGCCAUGCUGGUAGACGUGGGGAACUAUACAGGCUUUCCCGAGAACUCGUGUCUGAUUUAA